Molecule: messenger RNA, 1043 nt
Organism: Verruconis gallopava
Lineage: Eukaryota; Fungi; Ascomycota; Dothideomycetes; Venturiales; Sympoventuriaceae
Product: superoxide dismutase [Cu-Zn]
Exons: 4
Coding region: 335-799 (154 amino acids)
Biological process (GO): removal of superoxide radicals
Molecular function (GO): superoxide dismutase activity; copper ion binding
Source: RefSeq, a predicted model, not a curated record
UGUCAAGACCAUCGCGAGCAGCCUCAAAUCGUCGGCAGCGCAGACUCCCGUCGGGUCGAACGCGCCGAGUCGUUCGGCGGAGUUUAGAGACUUGUGAUGUUGCACGGGGCCUGGGCCCCUGGACCAUUUCAUAAUCGUGCAUUGCAUCAUACACACAUGCCCGUGAGGGGCAAGACACUUCCCGGCACGUUGGAGGGGCGUCGGGCGUGGGAACCUUCAAACCAGCGAAUCUCACUCUGGCAGCUUUCUUUGAACCUCUCUCCCUCAAUCUCCUCAUCAACUUUCGUCCUAAGAUCAUAAUUCCUGAACACGAGAACGUAGCAACGUAGCAACCAUGGUCAAAGCAGUCGCAGUUCUCCGCGGUGACUCUACCGUCAAGGGCACCGUUACCUUCACUCAGGAGUCCGAAGACGCACCUACUACCAUCUCCUGGGACAUCAGCGGCCAUGAUGCCAAUGCCGAACGUGGCAUGCACGUUCACGCCUUCGGUGACAACACCAACGGCUGCACCAGCGCUGGUCCUCACUUUAACCCAUUCAACAAGGACCACGGCGCGCCAACCGACGAGGAGCGCCAUGUUGGUGACCUGGGCAACAUCAAGACGGACGGCCAGGGCAACUCCAAGGGUACCAUGACCGACAAGCUCGUCAAGCUCAUCGGCCCAGAGUCAGUCAUUGGCCGCACCGUUGUCGUGCACGGCGGCACCGAUGACCUCGGCAAGGGCGGCCACCCAGACAGCAAGAAGACUGGCAACGCAGGCGGUCGCCCGGCUUGCGGUGUCAUUGGCAUCUCCUCCUAAAGAGAGAGAGAGCUCUGCUCUUACUGCCCAUGGUUUCCGCGGUCAGGCUCCAAAGGCGUACGAGAGGCAGACCGAGAAAGGAGAUCGUAAGAAGGUGAAAGGGGGAGGAAGCUUUCCACAACCGCACCAGUUCGCUUCGAUGAUGACAAUGAUGAUGACCGGGAGUAAAGAGAGAGGCUGAACUGUAGCUAUAGGGAUAGAUAAAAAUUGACAAGUCAAGAACGACGCAAGUUGUCUGUCCUGA